GCCGCCGUGCCGGGGACAGACAGGGGGGUUUACACGGAUCCACGGUUUAACACCGGCGUUGCGUCGUUACGUGCACGUGCGCACGUGUGCGCGCGUGUGUGUUUAAGUGUGCGUUGCCGUCGGUGAGCCGAGAGACAACACACUCCACAUCAGCAUCCGAGGAGAGACCACCUUCCCUGAGAUCACCAUGUCACACUGCGCUAAAUGUCAUCGGGUCCCCCGUUGGAGGACGCUUGCUCAAUUGUCACAAUUUCUUUCACGACGACGAUCCGCCGCGCGGGGAUCCGUUUUUCUUUUCCGUCGACUUACAGUCGGCCGGAAACACUCGGCCUCGAAAAUAAACUCGAAAGUACAGCUGGGACCGUUGAAAUUGCUCCGUCCGUGCAACGAUUCGAUCUCCAGGUCGCACCAGUUGCAACGAAAGAAGAGGAGCCCAUGGUACACGGAGGAAGAUCGGGAUCAGAUCAGAUCCUUCGAGCGUGCAACCAGCUAUUAUAUCCGCCGCCCGCGGAGGCGGGCCUCAGAUCCAUGUAGAGAUAUUUCGCGCGAGGCGGUUUCGCGCAUUUAAUUGACGGUGCUCGACGCUCGUCUACUAGGGGACGGACCUUACAAAAGUACAAUAUAUACGAUGUAGUUGAAUAUUGGAGCGACGAUUAGAGAAAGAACGAUUGUUAUUCAGUCAAUUCUAUUGUCAUCGUGUUUUGUAUGAAGGGAAUAGAUUAGAUCCAGCGUCGAAAUUCAAAAUUUGUAAAUAAUGUUUGUAAGAUUUAAUUCAUCCGAAUUUCAUUAUUCUGACUACUUCAUCCACAGCGAAAUACCUUACUCGCUUCCGCGAAGCGAUUACCUCGUCUCGGAGACCACCCAUGGCGGUUAAUCACGAUGGAAUUUUUCAAGCACCUGCAUGGUGUCCGAGGCAUCGGUCGCGCCGGCGUAUCUAGAACUGUCAAUCGCAGUAAUUCGGGACCGCGUGAUCUAUACACAUGACGGCAGAGCGAUCUGAGAGAUCUACGAUCGAGCCGGCGAUUAGAUAUUUCGAGGUGCAUCCAAUCGUUGCAUCCGCUGAUUGCGAGACUCGUAUGCAGAUUCCGAUGCGGACGCUACGUACGAGGUAUACGGGCUCGUGGAGAUGUGGGGGGACUUGGAUUGGCCGGUAUACACAAGGCAAGGGAUAUGAGGCAAGAAUUAAUAGGAAUUCAACGAGAUUCAAAACGACGAAUGAUUAUUAUAAUGAUGCUCUAGCAGACUAAUAAAUAUUAAUUACGCACCGUAAUUUUCAGUUCUAUUUUUAUAUAAAAUAUAAUGUUUAAGCUAUGACCUGGUAGGCGUCUUCUCGAUCACUGUUUAAAAAUUUAAUAAUUUAUGAGCCAGUAUAAUUCGACGUGGAUAAAUGAAAAUUCGUCGUGAAGAAAUCGGACAUAAAGGAAACUGAUUGGAGGAAAAUAUCAUCUUUUCCUUCGUUCAGCGUAAAUCUCCUAAAACACACUCCCGGAGUAGAGUGAUUUACGGGAGAAGAGAUGCCACUCUGAGAUUGAAGAGGCUUGUCUUGCCGCGAAAAAUAUUUUCAAUUUAACGUACGAGAGACAGAGAGAGAGAAAGAGAGAG
Molecule: messenger RNA, 1602 nt
Organism: Wasmannia auropunctata (little fire ant)
Lineage: Eukaryota; Metazoa; Arthropoda; Insecta; Hymenoptera; Formicidae
Exons: 2
Coding region: 205-534 (109 amino acids)
Source: RefSeq, a predicted model, not a curated record